This is a messenger RNA of Quercus lobata, 1213 nucleotides long. RefSeq names its product Tetratricopeptide repeat (TPR)-like superfamily protein (gene FLU). The transcript has 5 exons. NCBI's taxonomy places the organism in Eukaryota, Viridiplantae, Streptophyta, Magnoliopsida, Fagales, Fagaceae. The record is from RefSeq and is a predicted model, not a curated record. Gene Ontology annotation, molecular function: protein binding. The coding region runs from base 49 to 957 and encodes 302 amino acids. Gene Ontology annotation, biological process: chlorophyll biosynthetic process.
UAUAUAAAAAAGCCCACAGAAACACUACCCAACGUUUUAUCCGAAGCAAUGGCGGUUAUGCUGCGUUGCUCUUCCUGCUUCUUCACUUCUCCAAACUCCAUCGCCCGAUCCCCACCGACCGAUCCACUCCACAGAAAAUCACAUGCUCCCGGGAAGAUUGCUACUCUUUCAUAUAAAGUGGAGAGGUUUGUAUCAUCCUUGAGAAGUACUUUUAAUGGGUCAUCUGAGAUGUGCCAAAUGUUGCCAAACUUACAUUGUCAGCAGGAAAACAAACAGGUAGGAAUUCCAACAAUGGCAUUUCUUGUCAGUAAUGCCUUGAUGUUAAGUACACCUUUGAAAGCUUUAGCAGAAACAUGUGAAGCUGAUAACUCUGUCUUCAACAUGAACAUGCCUUUAUUGCUAGUCGUGGCCCUUAUAGGGGCAACUGUUGGAGGGUUGCUUGCUCGCCAAAGGAGAGGGGAAUUGGAGCGGAUGAAUGAACAGCUACGCCAAAUCAAUACAGCUCUAAGAAGGCAAGCUAAGAUUGAGUCCUAUGCUCCCACCUUGAGUUAUGCUCCUGUUGGUGGAAGAAUACCAGAGACUGAAGUAAUUGUUGAUCCAAAGAAGCAGGAAUUGAUUUCUCGGUUGAAGAGUGGAAAGAAUUUUUUGAGAAAUCAAGAACUAGAGAAAGCAUUCUUGGAGUUUAAAACAGCUCUUGAACUUGCGCAGAAUUUAAAAGAUCCUAUUGAGGAGAAGAAGGCUGCAAGAGGUUUAGGAGCCUCACUGCAAAGGCAAGGUAAGUAUAGGGAAGCCAUCAAAUACCAUUCUAUGGUUUUGGCAAUCUCUGAGCGCGAAGGAGAGGACUCAGGAAACACGGAAGCUUAUGGAGCAAUAGCUGAUUGUUAUACCGAGCUUGGAGAUCUUGAGCGAGCAGGGAAAUUCUAUGACAAAUACAUUUCAGGGUUGGAAACAGACUGAUUUGUCCCUCUUAAGCAGUAGGUUUUUUCUUGAUUAAUAAUCUAGAGCUUGUAAUAUUCGUUGAGUUUUUCAGACAGCCGGUUACCAAUUCCUUGCGGAUCAUCUCAUUUUUGUAUCUAUGUUAAGGUCACUUUUGUAUCUAUGUUAAAGUUACUUGAUAGAGAAUAUCCGUUUAGCCCUUCUGUUUGUAUGUAAAACUAAAACCAUCUAUUUGUUGAUUGAUAUGCCACCUACAGAGAUGGGUUUUAUUUUACUU